Messenger RNA from Brienomyrus brachyistius, 1171 nucleotides. It is a transcript of the gene utp23, whose product is annotated as UTP23 small subunit processome component. Gene Ontology annotation, cellular component: small-subunit processome; nucleolus. Gene Ontology annotation, molecular function: small ribosomal subunit rRNA binding. The coding region runs from base 164 to 928 and encodes 254 amino acids. The record is from RefSeq and is a predicted model, not a curated record. NCBI's taxonomy places the organism in Eukaryota, Metazoa, Chordata, Actinopteri, Osteoglossiformes, Mormyridae. The transcript has 3 exons.
CUUCUCGGAACACAUGCGUACCGUGCUCUCCACCGUGCAAAGUUUGCUGAAUGAAACGUUAGCAUGCAGGUCAUAAUAAUUUAGUUACAGUAGUCCGUAGCAGUAUCCAGUAGAAAUAAUAGUUGUGUUUGCGCUUGGGGUUAAAACUGAUUAACUUGUUAGGAUGAAGAUUAAGCGACAGAAACAAGCUAAAAAGACCAUUAGUUUUUAUAAAUAUAACUUUGGGUUUAGGGAACCUUUUCAAAUAUUACUUGAUGGCACGUUUUGCCAAGCCGCGCUGAAGAAUAAAAUCCAGAUAAAAGAGCAGAUGCCAAAGUAUCUGAUGGGAGAGGUGCAACUAUGUACCACGAAUUGUGUUUUGAAGGAACUGGAAUCGUUGGGGAAAGAGCUUUAUGGAGCUAAAAUAGUCUUGCAGCGAUUUCAGACUCGCCACUGCUCGCAUUUUAAAGAUCCAGUGCCCGCCUCGCAGUGUUUGAUUUCGAUGCUUGAGGAAACUAAUCCCCAUCACUAUUUCAUUGCUACUCAGGACAAGGAGCUGACGGAAGCAGUUAAGAAGGCAGUCGGUGUACCUCUGCUGUACAUCAUACUGAACACGAUUGUAUUGGACAAGCCAUCCCCCUGCUCGGUGGCCCACGUCCAGGCAGUGCAAGCUGGACAGCUCGUGACCCCGGAGCAACAUAAGAGCAUCCACAGCAUGAAAGAGGAGAAAGGGCUACUGGGGUGUGAGGCAGAGAUACGGGGCAAGAAACGGAAGCGCAAAUCUGGGAACCCCAACCCACUGAGCUGCCUGAAGAAGAAGAAGAAGCAGCCAGGCGUUCCAACACCCAAGCGAGCCGAUGAAGAAAAGAAGAAACGGAGCAGAAACCGGAGGCGGAAAGCUGGCGGGGGGGAAACUGUCCCUCUCCAGGACAGACCAGAUAGGGAAUGACUUUGUAGGACCCCCCUACUGAAGGGGGUUUGAGGUCUCCACUCAUUUUCUGAUUGUCUGGUUUUGAUUACUGGGUUUGAGUUACUGGUGACACCCCCCCCCCCCAAUAAUUUAUGCCUAUGCCUCUUGUAAAAUCUGCCAAGUGCAUCAAAAUUGUUAUGAUUAUUGUCCCUAGUUGGUUUUGUAAAUUCAAGUCAUUUUUAUAGAUUCAUCGUAUUACGUUAUUACAUUUACUGAAAUCUG